GAGAAAGGUACGUAUGCUGUGCCCUGCGCCCGUCCCACCCUGGCUCGUCCUUUUAUAUUUUCAUACUGCUUCCUUCCCUCUCUUUCUUCUCUUCCCCAUCUUCAUACAUCCCAUCCAAGACAUACUAUACCGCCCCAGCUACCUAGCUUCCCAGCUCCCCCAGCUCCCCCCAGCUCCCUGCUUACCUGGCCUGUUCCCCAGCAAUCUUUCAAGCCGCUCCAUCCACCACUCCACCAAUUUGGUCGUUCGUCCUCGACGUUCUUGACCCCCGACAAUCCUCGCUUUCUCGUGAUCCCUUAAGGCGACGAAGCCCCCCUACUUCCCUUGGUCAGGGCCCCUUUCAGCACUCCCAAGGUCACAGAGAUGUCUACUGCUCCUGCUGCGGCGCCCUCCGCCGGCAAGACGCUCGAGAAGAAGCCUGUCAAGUUCAGCAACCUGCUACUGGGUGCAGGAUUGAACCUCUUUGAGGUCACAACCUUGGGUCAGCCGCUGGAAGUGAUCAAGACGACCAUGGCUGCAAACCGGGGCGAUAGCUUCGCGGGCGCUAUGGCUCGGAUUUGGGGUCGUGGCGGGAUGCUCGGUUAUUAUCAAGGUCUCAUUCCGUGGGCCUGGAUUGAGGCCUCCACCAAGGGUGCCGUCCUCCUUUUCGUCGCAUCGGAGGCAGAGUUCCGUGCCAAGGUUCUUGGUGCGCCCGACUUCGCCGCUGGUAUCGCGGGAGGUAUGGUCGGUGGUAUCGCUCAGGCGUACGCGACCAUGGGUUUCUGCACUUGCAUGAAGACCGUUGAAAUUACCAAACACAAGAUGGCCGCCCAGGGCGUAAAGCCCCCCAGUACCUUCGCUACUUUCAUGGAUAUCUACCGCAAGGAGGGCAUUCGUGGUAUUAACCGCGGUGUCAACGCCGUCGCCAUCCGCCAGACGACCAACUGGGGAUCCCGCUUCGGUUUCUCUCGCUUGGCUGAAUCCGCUAUUCGCAAGGUCACCAACAAGGAAGAAAACCAGAAGCUCAAUGCUUUCGAGAAGAUCCUUGCUUCUGGUCUGGGUGGUGGUCUCUCUGCCUGGAACCAGCCCAUUGAGGUGAUCCGUGUUGAAAUGCAGAGCAAGACUGAUGACCCCAACCGCCCCAAGAACCUCACUGUGGGUAAGGCCGCCAAGUACAUUUACGACAACAACGGCAUCAAGGGUCUCUACCGGGGUGUGGCUCCCCGAGUGGGUCUGGGAAUCUGGCAGACGGUCUGCAUGGUGGCUCUGGGUGACAUGGCCAAGGAAGCAGUCGAAAAACUGACGGGCGACAAAGUCACCGCUAAGCACUAGAGAAGGUUUGAGAUACCCUUCUGCCAUGCGCGGUCUCGGUCGGAGGGCGGAUACUAUUUGGGCGCGCUGUCAUACCUUUGUGGUGUGGAACUUGACAGCAGUUAUGCGUAGUGCAUCGCAUGCCGCAAGCGGUUUACGAAGCUAUCUUAUCAUAAUAAUCUUAAUAGAGCCAAAAUUCAUGAGAAUCCAUAACCGUUUCCGUCGCC
Messenger RNA from Aspergillus ibericus CBS 121593, 1517 nucleotides. RefSeq names its product putative mitochondrial DNA replication protein (Yhm2). Gene Ontology annotation, cellular component: mitochondrion. Gene Ontology annotation, molecular function: tricarboxylate secondary active transmembrane transporter activity. Bases 364 to 1311 code for a protein of 315 amino acids. The transcript has 6 exons. The record is from RefSeq and is a predicted model, not a curated record. Lineage: Eukaryota; Fungi; Ascomycota; Eurotiomycetes; Eurotiales; Aspergillaceae. Gene Ontology annotation, biological process: alpha-ketoglutarate transport; mitochondrial citrate transmembrane transport.